GAUUUUCCAUUCAUCUUCUUCCCUCUUCACAUUAAAUAAAUUCCUCGAAGCAAAAGCCGACAUUCAUCAUCACCAAACUCUCAUCAGGUCAAAUAGGAUGGAAUGGCUAUGUGCAAUAACAGUAAAAUAUGGUAUCAUUCUCACUCUCGUUCUCAUUCUCGUCCUCGUCCACACUGUUGGUCAACCAAUCAAUCUCAUAUGCCAUCUUCCCCCUUUCCCAUUUGCAACAUCAUCAUCCUCCUCUGCCUCUGCCUCAUAUCAAAUAAUCCCCAUUCUAAGUACAAGUGUACUCCCCGUCCCCAUUCCCAUCCCCCAAGAUUAUUCUUCCCCAGUCUUAAACUCACACAUCCAACCCACCAGUACCUCUUACCCUCUCAUCCCCUCCUCUCGUCCUUUUAUUUUAUCAUCCUCUGCCUCGCCCCAUCUCCAGCUCCCACGUCUUCUUCCCUCACUCUUAUACCCAUAUCCUAUACCACAUCAUAUCAUGCAUUGCGUGCAGCCAUCCCAAACCCCAAUUGAAUUCCAUCCCAUAAAAAUCCAUUUAUCCAUCCAUCCAUCCCUUCAAAAAAUCCCAAAAUCCAUGCCCAAAACACAUGUAAUGCAAUGCUCAUUCCAUUUACCCAUCCAAAGAUGAAUAUAAUUUGGAUACGAAUAUGAAUGUAUGAAUAUACUAAAAACCCGAAAAGAAACCCCCUCGAUGGAAUCUUCACAAGCGAAGCACUGCUCCACUUAUGAAUCUUCUUCUCAUCUCAUCAGUCCAUCUUCCCGAAAAGGGGUAUAUAAGAUCCAGUGCAAAUGCAUUUUCAGAUUCCCAAUCCCAUUCGUAAUCCAAUAAAAAUUCCCAUUAUCUCCAAGACCUUUCA
Messenger RNA from Botrytis cinerea B05.10, 863 nucleotides. RefSeq lists its product as hypothetical. NCBI's taxonomy places the organism in Eukaryota, Fungi, Ascomycota, Leotiomycetes, Helotiales, Sclerotiniaceae. The record is from RefSeq and is a predicted model, not a curated record. The transcript has a single exon. The coding region runs from base 199 to 519 and encodes 106 amino acids.